AUGCAAGUUGGAGACUUUCCCAUUAAAGAUAAAGUGGUGGUAGUGACAGGUGGUGGCUCGGGGAUAUGCUUCGAGUUUGUCAAGAAAGCGAUUGAGGCCGGAGCGAAAGUCCUAAUAGCGGACUUAAAGCUCACUACGCAAGCCCAGACGUGGUUUAAUGAGGUACAAGACAAGCGUCCAGUUGCAUUCGCAACAUGCGAUGUAACGAAGUGGUCAGACUUGAGAGAACUUGUCGAUGCAUCCAGAAAGCAUUUCAAUGCCGUCCCAGACGUCUGGGUACCCGGUGCCGGCGUCUUCGAACCUAAAUGGUCCAACUUCUGGGAUGAUCUGGAGACCGAACGGUACCAGGAGGUAGAUAUCAACGUAAACCAUCCGAUAAAGCUCACGAGAAUCGCUAUGCAAGCGCUUGCCGAGGCCGACAAAAAGGGCGUAGUCCUAUCCGUCGCAUCGAUCGCCGGUCUGUCAGGAACCUAUUCUAGCGCACUAUACGUGGCGACAAAACAUGCCGUCGUUGGUUUCACUCGCAGCAUGGCUCUGGCAGAUAAGUAUGAAGGCAUCAAGAUCGUAACGAUAUGCCCGGGCGUUGUGAAAACCCCCCUCUGGACCGACCGAGAUGACUACAUGAAGCAAUUUGGCAUCUCCGACAAGCUUUCGCUGACUCCGGAAUAUAUCGCCGACACGAUGAUGGACAUCAUCCAACAGGGACGGUACCCCGGUGGUACGGUGCUGGAGGUCCGGUUGGAAGGAACAAGAGUCAUUCACGAAUGGAAUAACCCCGUGCCUGAGAGUCUGAAAGCGGAGAUUCCGAAGGAGUUCAUUGAGCAUAAUAUUGCUCCGAUGAGAGCCAUCAUGGAUUCUUAUCGAAAGAAGCCGUCUUCUUAG
Molecule: messenger RNA, 882 nt
Organism: Eremomyces bilateralis CBS 781.70
Lineage: Eukaryota; Fungi; Ascomycota; Dothideomycetes; Eremomycetales; Eremomycetaceae
Product: NAD(P)-binding protein
Exons: 4
Coding region: 1-882 (293 amino acids)
Cellular component (GO): cytoplasm
Molecular function (GO): oxidoreductase activity, acting on the CH-OH group of donors, NAD or NADP as acceptor
Source: RefSeq, a predicted model, not a curated record